This is a messenger RNA of Pseudophryne corroboree (corroboree frog), 1593 nucleotides long. It is a transcript of the gene RSL1D1, whose product is annotated as ribosomal L1 domain containing 1. The record is from RefSeq and is a predicted model, not a curated record. NCBI's taxonomy places the organism in Eukaryota, Metazoa, Chordata, Amphibia, Anura, Myobatrachidae. The coding region runs from base 198 to 1517 and encodes 439 amino acids. The transcript has 9 exons.
AACGGAAAAUAGACACAACCAGUGAGAGAGGAGCACUAUGCUGCCUGAGACACGCUUGUCCGUCACUUCCUUGUCGACACCAGAACGAUGUGUGUGUUACUAGAGACACUUAAUAAAGUUGUUCUUGGUGAGAUAGGAAGUGUCCGCAUGCGCAGUGUGUCUCUCCGUCCCCAGAAGCUACACGUGUAGGGCGGAAGAUGGCGGAUAGCGUGCGGCAUAGCCUGGACAGCGCACAGGUUAAGAAGGCAAUACAGGCUCUUUUUGCGUAUCAGAAAACAAAGAAGGCUAAUUCUUUGCUUUUAAAUGAACAUGACCAGGUAUCCUUAAUGGUUACUGUAUGGAAAAUUCCAACUCGCGCACAAACCAUCAGAAUUCCGCUUCCUCAUGGAAUUAGACCUAGUACAAGUGAAGUUUGUCUCUUCACCAAAGAUGAGCCAAACAUGAAUGCUGAACAGACAGAAAAGUUCUACAAAAAAUUGCUCAGUCAGCAUGGAGUUACACAGAUAACUGAGGUCAUUCCUCUUAAAAAACUGAAAAAGGAGUAUAAGCCUUUCGAAGCAAAGCGCCGUUUGCUGAGCAAUCAUGACCUUUUUCUCUCUGACGAUAGAAUCCGCAGACUACUGCCAUCCCUUAUAGGAAAACAUUUCUACAAGGAAAAGAGAGAGCCCCAAUCUGUGAAUCUGAAGAGCAAGCACCUGGCUACUGAAUUGAAUCGCUAUAUCCAGGGCACACAGCUUCAUAUAACCAACAAAGGCUGCUGCUACACAGUACGUGUGGGUCAUACUGGCAUGGAAGUUGCUGAUAUUGUUGAAAACACACUCACCGUUGCUCAAGCCUUGGCUGAGAAGUUUCCAAUGAAAUGGAAAAACAUUAAAGUUCUACAUUUGAAAACCCAGACUUCUGUGGCUCUUCCAGUCUUCAACUCUUCCUUUGAUAGCCUGGAAGAACUAAAAAUGGUGAAGGCAAUGGUAAAGAAACCUUAUAAAAAGAAGCCGAAGAAGAAAUCCGCUAAAGACAACAAGCCAGUAACUGCUGUCACUGGAGACGCACAUGAAGCUGUAGCAAAUGAUGGAGAAGAAUCCGUGACUUCUCCCAAACAGCAGAAUGAAGAUGAUGAGAUUCCUCUGCUGGUUCCUAUUGAGGAGCCAACUAGUAAAAAGAAAGACAGAAAGAAGAAAUUGGGCACCAUAAAAUCACCAGCAGAAAAGUGGAAAGCAGGUGAAAAAAGAAAAGGGUUUACAGAGUCCACUCCAAAACCUUCAGCUCAGAAGCGCAAAAUAAUUGACAGUGACAAGAAUGAGAGCGAAAUUGCAAGCAAGCAUAAAAAAGAGCUCCGUGUGAAACCACUGAGGAAGGAGACUGAGGAGAACUCUGCAGCCAGACGCAGCAUUCUUAAAAAGACUCCCAAGAAAGCACCUGGCAAAUCUAUCCUGAAACUCACAAAAUCUGCCCAAAAAGCCCCUCAAACGCCAAAACCAAAGCAAAAAAAGAAAAUGAAUAACCCACAGUCUGUAUGAGGUUGUAAUAUUGAAGAGAUUAAAUAGUUAAUGUGGGGGGUUUUGUUUGUAAUUAAAUUUUUUAGGUCUUUCCUAA